AUGCAAGGAGAUUCCGCCGUCGAUGCAUCAUUCGCUUCACUAAACAAGCAGAGAUUCUAUGGCUUUUCUGCCCUCUUCAUGUUUGUUAUUCGCAUGGGAAGCUACCCAAUAUCAUUGGUCAAGACACGUCAGCAAGUCGCAAAUCUAGAUGAAGGACGAGGGACUUUCAGAAUUAUGGCGAAUAUAUUCAAAACUGAAGGUCCUCGUGCUCUUUGGCAAGGGUUUCCAGUCACCAUUAUUGGAGCAAUCCCGUCACAGAUACUCUACCUCACGGCGAUGGAGACUUCUAAAAUACCAGUGACCAAGCUGUGUAAAAGUUUUGGAUGGAACGAUCAUCGAACAGCUGUAUUUGCCAAUCUCAUUGGAGGAGGUUGUGCGUCUUUGGCUUCACAGGUGGUUGUAGUUCCUGUGGAUGUGAUAUCCCAGAGAAUGAUGGUACAAAAGAGAUUGCUCGCGACUGCCAGCAUACCGCAACAGACAGCAACGUCAGCAGCACAGGAAGUUACUUUAUCAGCAAAUAAAUCAAAGCCACUGCCAUCAGCUCCAUACACAAAAAUACCCAUUCAUGAUGUUCCAGCUCGGGGACCGCUUCCGAAUAUACCACAUAACAUAACUAUCAUACCGCCAACGUCCUCAUCGUCGUCGGCUCAUCUCCAUCUAAAACCAUACUCUUCUGCAGCUGCUGCUUCAAUCGAUCAGCCCUACUUUCGAAAUGGUUGGGAGUGCGCCAAAUACGUUAUCAAAACCGAUGGAAUAAGUGGACUAUGGUAUGGAUUUGGUACAUCUAUACUGACCUAUGCCCCAUCUUCAGCUGUUUGGUGGGCAACUUACGCGGGAUGCAGAAGAAUGUACUCGUCUAUAUUUGGUUUGGAACUUACUGGAGGAACAUUGGGCUUGGAACGAGAAAAGAGUCUAGCAAACUCAUUUGGCGUAGAGACUUCAUAUUUAGUCGGUCUCCAGGGUCUAGGUGUUUCAGCGUUGAGUGGAGCUUCUGCUGGAGCUACUGCGGCGAUCUGUUGUUGUCCUAUGGAUGUAGUUAAAACGAGAAUUCAAACAGUGAAUCGAUCUGCUAUGAAAGUGAAGCGCUCUGAAUUCCAACUGCUAAAAUCUACCAUCACUGAGCUGUAUGAGAAAGAAGGUUGGCGUGGAUUUUUCCGGGGUGUCAGGUCUCGAGUCUGGCAGAUGGCACCAGUAUCCUGCUUGAUGAUAUUGUCGUAUGAUACGGUGAAGAGGCUGGCUGUAAUACGUGAUUAG
Synchytrium microbalum is the source of this 1254-nucleotide messenger RNA. RefSeq lists its product as uncharacterized. The transcript is spliced from 5 exons. The record is from RefSeq and is a predicted model, not a curated record. Bases 1 to 1254 code for a protein of 417 amino acids. Lineage: Eukaryota; Fungi; Chytridiomycota; Chytridiomycetes; Synchytriales; Synchytriaceae.